CAGAAAGGAUUUUCCAGCCGCAUCAUUACAGGCCCUCCACACUCAUUGGGUGAUGUGAGAGACUUGCUGCUAUCCAUGCCUAAUCCACCGGGGCACCAUUUGUGGAGGCCUCAAGCUAUUAUAGAUCCCAUUGAUCCUUCUUGGUUUUCAACAGAUGCAAGUUCAGACGUGACCAACCAGCGGCACAGAGGGAGAGUUGCACAAGAGGAUGUUGGGCCAGUGUAUGGCUGGAAUUACACAAUAUUUGACAUUAGUGUUCGCUAUCCGGGUCAGUCCUAUUGCCUAGGAUAUCGCCCAGGUGCUUACGCAGAUCCCACAUUGCGGCGGAUGAUGCUUGGGCCGACUGUGACAACCAUCACUCCUACCUUCUCCCCCAACUCUCUCCUAUAUCGGGCAAGAGUUUAUACGACUGCAAAUCCCAGUGUUCAUGUUGCUUUAGCUCCACCCCAUGAUCUUGCACGCAUACGAAUCCAAGGUGUUCCCCUUAACCUGACAUGGGAGGUGGUGCCACGGCAAGUUCCAGAAGGGAAGAAAGUGGAGCUGCAAGCAAGGUUUAAGUUUCCAGUUCGUCUUGGCCCGAAUGUUUUAAACAUAGAGGUGUUUGCUGCAAAUGCAAUAGAUGUAUUAGACUACUACCUGGUGGUCUACUAUGUACCAGAUACACGACUGUCUCGUUUACAAGUUGGAGGAAGUGUGUUGUUACCACCAGUGCAGAUUCCUAUCUCACCUAUGUUCCGACGCGGCAGUGAAUUGCACUAUACAGCACAAAUCAGUGCUGCGCUUCCCCAUGUAAGAUUUCUCGCUCGCUCCUAUGACUCCGAGGCACUGGUUUAUGUAAGAGUGCCGAGGGAAUCAUCUCCAUCAGAAUACUCCCCGCUCUCCUCCUCUUCUCAGUUGUUGCCAUCCUCUGGUUCCUCCCAAGACCAAGGUCAGGUCCGUGUGUCGCUGGAACCGGGUCUCGGCCCGGAAGAUGUGCCUUAUGCACUUCCUCCAUGGAAUGAGAGCUGGACUUCUCAGGACUUGGAUCCAUUUUCGGAGACUUCAUUCUCUCGUCUCGACUGGCCGUCGGGCACACUCUGUGACCCUGGACCUUGGAACCUUCGUCGUCCUCCUUCCUCUCAUAUAGCUGAGCGGUGGGUCCAGUCUAUGUGUGGCCUCUCCUAUGUCGAUGUAUCUGGUAACACAACGGGGGAUCCCAAUGAUCGUAGGAUGUUGGUGGGCCAUAUCUUCAGUCGGUCUAUCCGAUUAAGAGCUGUGCUUGGUGACCAGGAACUCCCACAUUCUCAAUUUGUUGGUGAGCUGGCAUCUGCAAUGCGAAUGCUGAAUGAGCAAAGUGAGCCGACACCGGAGGCCAUAAUGCAGUGGCUGAGGAACGAGUUUGUGGACCAGGCGGACAUACUGAACCUGGCUGAGAAAGGAGUGGUAUGGCAAGGUAUGUACAGUGCUUAUGUAGUUCGCCAGAAUCAAUGGACACCUCUGAUCCACAUGCGAUAUGGACUCAACCCUGUGGAGCUGUGGUUUGUCUCCAAAGGCCAGCCUCUUGCGCCUUAUGUGAUUAUGGUAAAGCGGGCUUUUGAAAAUCUCCAAAAUAUUGGCAUCAAGUCCCUUAGAGCAGUCGGUGAUUAUCCUAUCGAGCCACCUUUUGACGUGUUUCUUAGAGAAGGAUAUACUGUGACACUACCAAGGCUAUCAGAUGCUGUGCAUUUCAUCGCAGAGCCAUCUCACAGGGGAGUUGUAUCUGCUUCUGUGAAAUUUUGGCGUGGAAACUCUACACUCAAACUUGGAAGAAAUCUAAUUGCCAUUACAGUGCGGACAUUGGAAGACAUUGUGGGCCAGCCUCCCCCCAUGGAGGCCCUGUACAAUCUCACACUAGUUGUGUCACCAACCAACCUUGCCGACCUGUCUUUCCAAGGGGAUAGCCCUGCUUUUUCAGCAAGCCUGUACCCUCCGAUCUUUGAUCCUCUGCGCAUGGAGUACAACCUGACUCUCAGGGACUUGAACUCAAUGGUGAUCCGUGCAACAGCUCUUGGACCCAGAGCUAUCCCAGUGAUCGAGUGUUCAUUUGGCUGUCAAGUACAGCAAGCUCCUACUCCCUUUCGCCCUCCACCUCCUUCUCCACCUACAGCCACUGGUUCUACGGAGGACACAGACUACAUGACUGAUUAUGUCACGCCAACAUUUGCACCACCAUAUGCUCUUGGUGUUCCUGAGCCACCAAGUAUUCCUCAGCCACCAGAGAUUCCCAACACACCACCAGGACUCGAAUCACCACCAUCUGUGGAUGACUAUCACUAUGACUACUAUUCAGAGGACAAAUGUGAUAUCGAUCCUCUGAAUUGCCAUCCAAGACUGAAAACGGCUACAUCCCCAUUGAUGGCGCCAAGAAUAUCUCCCACCGACCAUCUAAGUGGCUUCCUACAGGACAUUUUUGAUGAAGAUGAACAAACAUAUGACUAUACCGACCUCGGUGAUUACUUCAACCUUGGUUCCCCAUUGGACAUUGCCGCACCAGAGCAUGCACAGGCACCAACAUCAGCUGUUUCAAUUGGCAAUGCUCCCACGUCUCUCCCUGGUGGCUACAAUGGCUUUUCCGUCAGUUCAACUGUGAAGGAUGCUGGAGGGGGCUGGUCCACAUGGACUCAUGCAGCCGACUCCCUCCCUACCACGUCUAGCCAUGACAUUCCGAUUGCUAUGGAGGUCGAGAGUUCAACAGUUUCGUCCUCUAGCCUCCAAGGGAACCAGGACCUCCUCAGUGUAAGUAAUCUCAAGGGAUCGGCAGCCAUCCAGCUCAGACCACGAUCACAACCAAAACCUGCUUCAAUCUCAAAGCAAAGCGAACCUCCUCAAUCCCGGCCACCUCUCACUGCUUCGAGCUUGAAAGUAGGAAUCGAAGCACAAUUCGAACAGAAAGUGGAAGCAAAAGACCUUGCAAGUUCCUCGGAAGCUGCUCCUGGUCCAUGCGAUGCACCAGAGGUGCUAACAUAUGAUGACGUGAGGAGGUACCAGUCUUAUAGUGCCAGUAUUGCCUCUCACUCUGCAAACUUUUCCGGAAUGAGGACAAAGGUGUUACCCUCGACUGCACCGCAGUCCUCCAUGGGGUCUCUGUGGGAACGCAUCUCUGCUUGGCGUAAUAGUUCCCGAAAUCCGUCAGGCCAGCUGCCUGUGCCUCGUGGUGACAAGCCUCAUCCUAUCCCUGUUAGUGUUCACACCACCACUCUGCCUCAAUUUAUGGUUGUGCUGGAAUCUAAUGUAGGCGAGGUAUCAGCGCUCUUUGCAGCUUCUGCUCCGAAAGCCGGCGCUGCAUGGUUGCCAUCAAUAGCCAGGGGAUCCAGUGAAAAGCUAGAGGAGCCAGAAGCUAUGCCAUCUGAUGAUGAACUAGGUAACUUGAUGCAUGGUGGUGUUGAUUCGGAGACUUGGGCCAUGGACUCUGAGGUGACUCCAUAUCUGGAUUCCUCUGAACAGAAAGCAGAAAAAAAGGAAGAUGCCAUGUUUUCCCUGUUCUCACCCUUGCAGACAGGGAAUACUUCUGAGGGAUCUGAUAUUCGUCAAUGGUUACUGGGGGAGAAAUCCGUGCAUCAUAAUCGGCUAUUAAUGAUGAUUGACCAAUCCGGCCUUGAAGAUGAGAUGGAACCAAGUCUGAUCAAGGUGAUGCCAUCCUCUGUUAACCUUGAAUCAUCUCCACCAUCGUUGGGACAACUUCCAGCGAUUGUGGUGACACAACGCUUGUACUCCGACAGUGAGGAUGUGGGAGGAGGUGAUAUGUAUCUGAAAGGAGAGGCCAAAUCGUGGAUGGGGAAAAGCAGCUUACCACAGCCACAGCAACAGGGAGUUGUCUCUCUGGCAUCAACGAUGGGAACAAUAGGUAUUCCCAGGCAGGUGAAUGCCAUCGUGGGUCUUGGUCGUAGUGUUGUGAACAUCCUUGUUCUGGAUUCAACUGGAGUGGUUGACAAGUCAUAUUCAUUUGAUGUCCAGCGUAGGAUCGACUCCAGUGCUCUUUUGAGGCAGCUAAUUGUCCUGGAUCGGAAUCUUAGUGUGAGUCUGAUUCCACCCUUCGACCCUGAUGUCUUGUCCUACACUGUCUAUGUGACUGGCGAGUCAGCUUCUAUGGUAGACAUCCAUGCGUAUGCCGUAGAUGUAUCAUCAUCCGGCUCGUUGGUCACACUACGCUUGGAUGGAAAGCUUGAUGGAUCUAGUUUUGGGUCAUAUAUCAGAAAUAAUGUCGGGACUAAAGUAAAGGUGAGAGCAGAGAUUGAGGUGGCAGCAAGAGACGCAUCUAUGAGACAAACCUACACACUGGAUAUUUACAUGUUCCCCAAUGGUGAUAGCUCCUUACGGUCUCUUAUUCUCGCAUGUAAGAAAGCCCCGAACAGUAGAUUUGAGUGGCUGUAUACUUUUCCUCUCCAGAUGUAUCAGUACAACUACUCAUACACCCUAGAAAGAAAUGAUGUCAUCGAGCUGGCUGUAAUUGCUAGCCCACGAGUGCGGACUGCUGAGGGAUUGAUGACAGUUAGCGUCCCACCACUCUACGAGAAGAUCCCCCUAUCGACGCGAACCCUGUCCCAGGGAUUCGCUCCACCAACUUUCUCUGCAAAUGUGACUGUAUCCAUCGACUCUGUUAACAUCUACUAUGAUCAUACCAUCUUGAGCUCCUACUCAAUUUCCAUUUCAAAGCAAACAGCUGGUCCACUCCGCCUCUCCUCUCUAAAAAUUGACACGUACGAUACCUAUGGCCCGUAUACUCUGUAUCCCAGCUUCAAUCCAGCCGUUGUGGAGUAUGAGGUAAGAGGUGAUGUGCCUCCCAUUGUGAAUGGCCUAAUCUUAGAAGCAGAGACCAGCUACCCUUUUGACAAUGUCACAGUUGCCGUGAGCCGAGAAGCUCCGGAGUUUUUCUACUUUGUGAAGCCUGAUGUGUACUCCGGAAUCAGAAAUGUAUCCAGAAUGACGGAAAUAUUUGGAUCCAACGUUGUGGUCACACUGAAUGUCACAUCUCCAAGCAACGCCAGUGCAAUCGGGGCAACUUACACUCUGAAAAUUUUUGCUGGUUCCCUUCCCGAAGCCAGAAAGUAUGCUGUCACAGCAAGCGCCCCAUCGAGGGCCAUGCGUGCUGGGGAGUUGCUGUCUUUUCCAUACCGCAUAGCACCGCAGUGCAUUGGGCCAGAAAGAACGGUUGUCCUGUGUUCUCCUUUGCCAAAGGGUCUUGCCUUCAGCGUCUGGGCAACCUCAAAAGCUCCCGGCGUGGAAAGCAGAUGGCAGCUUGUGGACUUUGUCACCACUAGAGCAUCACCUGACCGGACAACUAGCUUUUUUGCAGACCUCACAAUAGUUGGUCUGUAUGGCGUGCGAUUGGAACAUCUUGGUCAUAGGAUCUAUCUCCCUGAUGUCACCAUUGUUUGCAAUGUCACAUCCCCCCAGCAUUCUAUGGCGAUGAUGCAGAGAGACUCGUUUGUCAAGAUUGAUGAGCUUAUCUUGUUCACUGUGGAGUUGAGGGAUGCAUAUGGGAACUUAGUCACAGAGCAGGAUGAUAGGGGAAUGACACCAUAUGAUUUUGUCAUCUCCAUAUGCCCAACCCCUCAAGAGGGGCCAGCUACACAGCGGCGGAGAAAAAGGCAGGCCAGAGGAAGAAUCGAGGUGGACUCCCUGCUCCAGCCGGAUAUCAACAACAUCGACAAUGGAAAUUACAUGCUGUCCAAGCCAACUUCUGGUGGAUCCAAUGAUCUGACUCUCGGAGCAAGUGACUCUAACAGUGAUUCAUCGGUUGCCAGUGGCCACCACCAGAGUGCACGUAAUGACCAUGAUACUGGUAACGAGAGUGGUCAUGAGGAUGGUGAAAAUAUGAGCAUCUUCCAUUACUUGGUGCCACGAGUGGGUGCUCAUGAAGGCCUGCCGGCGAAACGAAUGGUGGACAACUCUGGAGAUAGCAGCUUGGGACCCUUGAGAAUAGCGGCCUCUCCCAGCAUGUCUUAUUCAAAGUUUAAAUCGGGCAUGACAGGAGGAGGUGCAGUGGGAGUUGCCUUGGCAAGGGAUCGCUUCACCACUGCUAGUGACAAUCACAAGGGAAGCGGGAUUUUCAAACGGGAAUGGGCUUCCUCAAGGUUUCCCAAGCACACAGGUAUUAGUGGAGAACAAUCAGACCUCGUGUAUGACAUAGCAGAAGUGGUGGAGAAUGGGAACACAGUAGCAUCUUCUGAUGGAUGGAGCUCCAGGGAUUAUGCAAUUUCUGCACUCAAUGCUGGCGAUGGGUUGGUCAGUGAUGUACCAUCUUAUCUAAGCAUGGUUUCUGGUUCUGGUUCUGACUCCGCUAGCAGCAAGCCACUAACGGCAGGAGGUAGUUUGAAAUGGAACAUCCAGCCAAUUGUCGACAUGCCCACUACUGAUAGCUUGGGCGAAGAGAAGGCACGAUCAGACAUAAAACCCCAGAGCUGGGCAACAGUCCAGUCCAGUGAACUGUCCAACCUCCCUAUCACAGCAUUCUUGACCUCGGCAUGCCAGGGAAACCCUUCCCGAAACAUGACACUGCAGGCUACCCAAAAUGAGCCUUAUUAUUUCUCUUUCUCGUUCUCCACCACCAUAGCUGGAUGGCACUAUAUCAUCCUGAGGAAUAAAAAAGGUGAGACUUUUCAGAAUUCUCCUCUUGAGCGGAAGGUCUUGCCAGGGCCAAUCUACCCUUCUGCCUGCACUCUGACUUAUGACAGGCCAGAGCCCGGGGAUGUCAUCCUAACAUUGGAAGCACGGGACAAGUAUUCUAAUGCACUUGAUACAGGUGGUGAUGGCAGCAAGAUCAAUGCAUCCAUGUGCUUGAGCCCAUGUCCUUUCAUUGAGGGAGGUGCAGGAACUGCUGCUGAGGUGUCAGACAACUACGAUGGGACUUAUGACUUGCUUUUCCGUAAGCUUGUGCGUGGCCGUUACAGACUGCGUGUGUGGGUGGAUGGAACUCUUACAGCUGGAACACCGCUCACCGUCCCCGUUGUUGAGCGCAAACUCUCGCCAUCAUCUACUACUAAUCUGACUUCACCAGUGUUCAUCAGCAAAUGGGCUGAUUUGGUUUUUGCUCUCACCGGCAGAGACCUGCUUGGUGGUAGGGUUGACGCUCCUGCUGAUGGUGCACAGAUAGGCAUAGCUGUGUGUAACAUCUCCUCCACCAGUGUGAACGGCACUGGUUGUGUCUUGGUAGAGCGUUCUGUGACAAUGCUUCCUUCUCCUUCUGGGAAUAUCAGUGGAUCCACAUCUGACAGUGAGAACAAGGAUCUAUACCUUGUGAGAGUGGUGUGGGAAGAUGUCAAAAGAUUCGGCCCUGGGAGGUUCAUUCUGCAGGUAACAGCCGACAGUGCAUUACUCAAUGAGGGAGUGAGGGAACUCAGCAUAAUUUUCCCCGAAGCUGUGAGAGCUCCGGGAACUUACGAAGUGCGUAUGGCAGUGAGUGCUAGUUCUGUGGAGUUUGUGAUAACAGCAUAUGAUGAGGACAACGUCUUGAUGCUCAGUGCAACCUUUGCUGCUGUGAUCAGGCCUGUUAAGAUCGUCUCCAUCUCUGUGCCAGCAACUAGCCCCAGCAAUGGUACGUAUGUCAUCACUGUGACUAACUUGACAAUUGGACAGUACUCAUAUGACCUUAAGUAUUGUGGUUCUGACCCUGGCUGCAACAAUGCACUAGAUGACACGGCUCUACCCUGGAUCAGAAGAGACGAGCCACUCAUCAUCGGCGGUGGUGAAUUGUCCCCGAGAACCACCACCAUCGAGGACCUCCGCUUAGUCUAUGACUAUGGGAAGCUUGCGUUCUUCACGAUCCGUGCUCGAGACUCAAAUGGUAAUGCUCGGAUCCUGGGCAAUGACCUCGAUCGUUUCACCAUCACUUUCAAUCCCACUCUUAUCUUUACCGUUAUGUACACCACCAAUGGAACAUACAAGGUGAACUUCAUCCCUACGAGCAGCUCUUACACUGCUGUGGUUUCAAUAGAUGACAGGGAGUUCCGGAGGUUCACGUUCACUGUCCGUAUCCCUGAUUCCCCUGCCCGGAACUUCUUCCUCAGUGGGUACGCUCUUAGCAGGGGGUAUAUGGUUGCUGGAUUUGCUGACGACUUCUCUGUUCGGCCCCUUAAUCCCUCCUAUAGCACCAUAGAGGUGUUCUCUGUCAGUCUUGACCGUUUUGACUCAUUGGACCUCAGCAACAUUACCAGUUUUCAGAUCGCAGAUGCAUGUCCCAAGGGUCGGACCUCUGUGGAAUGUCGGUUCAAGGUCAACCAGACUCGUUCUGGACGGUAUCUGCUUGAUGUCUUGUUCCAGAACAACUCUGUUGCCAACGCCCCCACCCUGAUGAGUGUGCGCCCCCGAAGAGCAGUAGGACGACUGUCCACCAUCGAAGUACCCUUGUCUUUGGCUGGCCCAAUACGUGCAGGAAGAACUGUAAAUUUCAAUGUCACUCUGAGAGACAUUUUUGGAAACGGUGCUGCAGCCACAGCCCUUUCGGUCAGCUUUGAAAGCUUUAAUGAAUCUUCCAAAGUUGAGGGGCAAAUUAGCAACCGCAUCCCGAAACAGGGGCGGAGCGAUGACUCUGAGACGGGUGAGUUCGUUGUCUCCGCCACUCUCACCCGAGCUGGAUUCUACCUUGGAACGGCUGCCAUCAUUACGGGCAACUCCUCGCAAACUGUUGUGGACCAAUUACAAGGUUCAGGUUUCACUCUUGUUGUCAUUCCAGGUCCACCAUCCGGAUCAGCAUCUCGUGUGACUGGCUCUGGCACUAUGGACAUGAUAGCUGGCACACUUGUAGAGCUGAAAAUCUUCUUGAUGGAUGCGUUUGGAAAUGAGAUUGUUGGUGAGAACAUGGCUAACAAUACUGUCCAAGGGACCAUCAAGGAGGACAGACCCAACUCGCCAGUCAUCCUCACCCUCACCGCCCGAGUGGUGUCGCCUAGGGAUAACUACUUCACGGUCAGAUACAAUGUCACUAAGGCCCAGAAGUACCGCAUUCGGCUUGACGUCAGUGGGUCAAAUUUUGCAUCUUUUACGGUCACAGUCUUUCCAGGGCCUUUUGAUUUGUCCAAGACGCUAGUUUACAAUGUGGUGAAUGCCACUGCAGGACAGGAAGGAUCUUUCAGCAUCCAGCUUAGGGAUGCGUAUGAAAACAAUGUUGAAGGUCCAUACGCAGUGAGGACACAGUCCAUCAGCAAUGUACUGCGUACAACAGUUUUCAUGCCCCUUCCAGGCUUUGACCUACUCAAUCCGAUGGCAUCUUCUCCAGCACCAUCGCUGCUUGAUGAGAGUGGGCUACCUGGAAGGGCCUACCCCGGUCGUGGCUUGCAGGCCGAGGAGCUUGCUGACCCUACCACUACGGCUUUGCCAGGAGGAUAUCCCCAUUCCCAACCAAGUGUGAUCCAGACGCAGAUGCACUCAAUGCAGGUGCAGGCUCUGCAGCUGUCCAGUGGGCCAGUGAAUAUUGAUGUGUCCAUGACCUAUCUGAAACCGAUCUCCAACCUCGAGCUGUACUCACCCAUCUUGGUACCUAGGCUGCGCUUUGAGAGCCUUGGGACAGGAGCAACCUACAAGUGCACAUUCAGCUCCACGUUUGCAGCUACCUAUGCUAUAGUUAUCGUCAUUAAUGGACACACUGCUAGCAAUCUUAAGCACACUGUUAGCAUCCUUGCUGGGCCGAUAGCAGGUGACAUGACUACAGCUUCUGGACCGGGGCUGAAAGGGGGAGCUGCAGGCUCAUGGCUGACAUUCACGAUAGCCGCCAAAGACACAUACGGGAAUCUACGAACCGCAGCAGACACUUCCAGCCUUUUUGACAUCAAUAUCAAGGUUCUUCGCAACAGGAGGACAGUAACCAGUGCAUCCUCGUUGCAGAACACCACCUUGAUGGAAUCCUCUUCGCCCAUCCCUACACCUGUCUUCGAUGCCAGCCGCUCCCUGUGGGUGGUAAACUACACUGUCUCAGUUGCGGGCCGGUCAUCCCUCACCAUUUUGGUGGGAGGGAAGGGCAUUGUUGGUAGCCCAUUCCGAGGAGUCAUUACUGCAGCACCAUUUGUUGCUUCCAUGUCAGAGAUUUCAGGUCCGGGGGUAUAUGGCAGCUUCCAGAACGUUGACGCGCGGUUCACUGUGACUGUAAGGGAUCGUUUUGGCAAUCCAAGGCAGGACUCCAGCGUGCCGAUUGAUCCAAUUCGGGUACGGAUCCUGACAGGGCAAGGAACCGUCUCUUUCACAGACAACCCAGAUGGAUCAGGGACGUAUCAGGUGGUUUACAACAUCCCUGUUCCAGGACAGUACAAUCUCAGUGUCACUCUCCUUGAUGAGAAUGUAGGAAUUCCAUCUGGUCCAAGAAGUCCAUUGAAGCUGAUGAUCCUUGACAAGGAUGCACCCCAGGUUCUAGAUCCUGCAAAGUCAUAUGCGGAAGGGCUGGGCUUGAUUGAGGGCAUGGUCGGUGUGCCAUCCUGGUUCUUGCUCACAGCCCGAGAUGUCUAUGGGAUUGGGUUCCGUGCUGGAGGACAGGCCUUUGCCCUCAGAUUCGCCCCCAAUGCUAGUGCCUUCAUCCCCACAAUUACGGAUAACUUUGAUGGGAGCUACAACGUCUCCUAUGUGGGUAUCAUUGCUGGUCAGUUCAGAAUGACUCUCUCCCUUGCCACGUCAGCUGACACUGUGGUAGCUGGCAUCCUACAAAAACCUUUUAUUAUGUACCCUGGGCCUACCAGUCCCUCGGCAUGCAGCCUGUCGAGCCCUUUCACUGAUGUUGCUGCUGGUACCCAGAUUGAACGGAUCGUCCUGACCAGAGAUGCCUUUGGGAAUCGUCAGGCUUAUGGAGCUCAUUACCCCCUUGAUAACAUUGUCAUAACUUUCCAGCUGCGCACCACACGCGCUGAGUUUCAAGUGACUGCAGUACUCGAUUCCGGUGGUAACUACAAGUUCUCCUUCACGCCUGUCCAGGCAGGUGUCUAUGACAUCACUGGCACUGUCAAUCGUGGAACCCUUGGCUCACUGUCUGGUGGUGCAGUUAUCACGGUUGCAAACGCACCGAUCAGCCCCCUCUACUCCAUGCUGGUGGGGAGCGGUGCAACUGCUGGCAUUGCAGGGGAAGUUGGAACAUUCACCUUGUAUUUGCGUGACCUUUUCAAUAAUGACAUACUAACUGGGGACCUUGUUUGCAUGGUCAAUGGUUCACUUGCCUCCGCAGUGUCUUCUAGUGGCUCCUCCAGGCAGAGUCCUCUUCUUCCUCGAGAGGUCUCCCUGAAUUGCAAUCCUGUUGCUGAAAACGCUGGGGUUGUUGCAGUCACCUAUAACUUAACAAGAGCCACUGUGUACCGCCUUGCAGUUUCAGUCCGCAUGCUUGGACAGGGGCAAGUGUUUGCCAACAGCACUAACACAUCGUCUAAUGCCAGAUCGCCGGUUGGGUUUGUGCUAGCAAAGGAGACCUUUCUGACGAUUUCCCCUGGAAGGCCCUCUGCAAGAAAUUCUCAGGUGUCAUUGCGUGGCAUGCCUGUGCCCCAAGCAGGGGUGUCCUCCUCUUUCGGCAUCAUCUGUAAUGACGUUUUCAACAACACCUGCACCUUCUCAGCUGACAUGCUGGUGGCUAUCCGUGGCCUCUACCAAGUCCAGGUCUUCAGUGCUUCAGCUGGGUCUAUUCUUGCUAGUGUUGAGCCCCUAAGAAACCAACAGGGUCUCCUUCAAGCUAGAUUCACCCCUGUGACAGAUGGAAAUUACACCGUCUCUGUACACCUUGGAGGGGAAGAUAUCAUUGGAAGUCCGUUUAAUUUGUCAGCACGUGACUCACCUUCCUCUCCUGCGAACACCUACGCUAUCCUGGAGGGUGCAAGUGUUUGUUUACAGCAGGAUGAGUGGUUCAAGGUGACUGCUGGAAGGAAAACAGUGUUGACAGUCGUUGUUAUGGACACGUUCAACAGAAGAAGGGAGAAAAAUGUAGACGAUGCAAUUCGAGUCAAGAGCUACGGACCUGUGACAAUAAACUCCAAUAGCCCAGCUCUGGGGGCCACAUCGACAGGAUUUGCAAUUCUAGAAGUUACAACUGUCAACAACUUCACUGCUGUCCGCAAUGGCAUCUACAAUGUCACCUUCUUGGCCACCAGGUCCAAAGCGCCAGCCACUGGAAACUUAGCCAAUGUUGCACCAGGGCAACCGAUUCCAUACACACUCAGCAUUGAGCUCAUCUCUCGCUUCAGAGGAGUGGAGACCGGACGAGGUGAGAUAUCAGGCUCCCCUUUCCGUUUCACUGUCACACCCGGCGUAGUAAGUGGGCCCAGUUCUACGGUAACUCAUAUGCAGUAUGAAGCUGAUUCAGAGGGGAAGUCUUUGAAGGCCAUCUUCCUGAUUAUGCCACGUGACCUGUAUGGAAAUAACGCAGAAUACAUCCCUGGUGUGUUCUACAAUGUUUCCGCCGAAGUCUCCUCUGUUCAGGGUCCGCCCCCCCUCAUUCAGGGCUUUAUGGAGUGGCAGAUCCCUGCCCCUCCAUUGUUGCCCCCAGCACAACCUCUCGCUUCUCCACCACCCAGGACUCCACCACUCCCUUCUCCAUCCCCCUUCCCAUCCCCGUCUCCAGAGCCAUCAUCAUCUGAAGUGGUGCCGGGCCAGCCACUGGGUCCCGAGAACACCACCAGUUUCCUCAUCAAAGACUCAAGGUCGGUAGGCUCCUUUGCUGUGAGCUCUCUUCCUCCUCUGGUCACCGCUUUCACUGAAGUGGCGGUGUCAGAUAAGUAUGAUGGGUCUUUCCAGGCAGCGGUAUCUUCCCAACUUGCAGGGGUGUUCAAUAUAACUGUUAGGAUUGAUGGUAAACUUAUCAAUAAUGGGUGGUAUCCGUCCAUCCGAAACUGGCCCAUGAAGGCUGGGCCCAUGUCUAUCAACAUGUUCACUGCCGUGGGUAGUGGGAUUGGUUCUGUGAACAUAACUGUUGGUACCAAUGGCACCAUUACAGCUCAACCAUGUGACAUGUUCGGCAACCCAACCACUCUGUCGAACCAAACUGUUGCUUCUGCCUUGGCUGCCCAGAUCAGGGUGUCAUUUGAAGUGCGGGUUCCCUCUCUAGUGGACAACUCCUUCACAUCCUUCUCCGGUACACAAGCAAUUCGCAACAUCACCAUCCGUGCCAGACCAGAUGGAUCGAUAGCAAUCUCAUUCAUCCCAUUCCGCAGUGGCCUACUUAUCACAAGCCUUGCCUUUUCAAACAACACUAAUUCUGGUAAGAGGGGUCUCCUCCACUUCCGUGGGUCCCCCUUCACAGGCACUGUUUUGCCAGGAACCAUUGUUGAUGUCGCCACCUGUGAAGCAUUUGGUCCUGGCCUACGCGGUGGAGUUGUCUGCAGGGACCUGAAUGGUGGCUUGCCAGGUGAAGACUGCAUCAACUCGACUGUCUAUGUAAGUCCUCGAGACCUGUUUAACAACACAAUCCUGAAUCCUGCUGUUUGCAAGGCCUUCAUUGCAGAGUUUUCAAUCCCUGGUGGUGUUUGGAAUUAUGGCUUUAAUCUAGCAGACACUGGACUUUGCGAGCUCAACUACAUCUCGAGUGCUGUUGGAUCGCAAGGGCUGGAUAUCACCUACAAAGGAGCACCAGUACGUGGCAGUCCAUUCAGCAUCAAUAUCAGCCCCACACUUACUGACAUAGACCCUUCCAGGUGCACCUUUGAGACACCAACUCGUCCUUUUGUUCCAGCAGGCUCUAAAUACAUCGUCGUCAUCACACUGGCUGAUAGCAAUGGAAUUGCCUACUACAAGAAUGUUAGCAGUGACUUCCUUGCAGCCACUAUCCUCAAUUCAGGAACAGCAGAUCCACGUGCGGGGGAACCCCUCCCUCCCUCUGUCUUCCCUCUCACAGUGGCUGUUCGAGACCGCACUAGAGGAACUUACAGCAUUUCCUGCAGCCCAACAAGGCCGGGCAACUAUUCGCUCGCUGCUGUUGUUGGUCCGAGUAGGGCCCUCCUCGGAAAAGGUGGCGGUACAAUCAUUCGUGUGAUUGUUGUUGCGGGCCCAACUGCUUUGGAUAAGAUAAAUGUGACAUACAAGGGGGGUGGAAAGUCUCAGUAUAGAGUGGGUGAAGAAAUAGGAGUCACAAUCCAGCCAGCUGACGCCUACGGGAAUUUUCAAGAUUAUGUGGCAGUUACAGAAGCGGAAUCUUACUCUCUCGAGGUCAUGAAACCAGAUCAGUCGUUUCAGACAUUAGAUGCUAUCCUGGUAACGAAUGACGAUGGGGAAACCAAGCAUUGGGAGAUCAGCUUUAAGCUGAUGCAUAUCGGUUCCUACAAUCUCUCCAUUCUCUUCAGCUUUCAACUCAAUGAGCGUGUUCUAGACAGGCGGAAAAUUACGACAAAUUGGGACAGGUUCUACAGGAGUGAAGACUCUGACGAUGACUUGCAGGGAUGGCAAUCAGACAUGGAAAAGGACGGGGAGGACCAAGAAGCGGAGUCGGGCAAUUCAAAUGAUGAUGAGGAGGGAGCAGCAAGAACAAAGGAUCAAGGCACAACCACAGGAAAGGAGGUUGGGCAGACCAGGAACUGGGCUGUCCACGAGCGCUUUAAGGUGAAGAGGCGGAACAAGCUUGGUUUUAUGAAACUCAGUCGUUUGGUGGAGAUAUCCACCAAUUUAAGACUGCUUCGGUGCCACAGUAGCGGUGCGGGAUACGUCCUUCCAUGGGAGGAUGAGGACGUCGCCACGGAGGACGGGAGACCGGAGCCCCACGACUCACGAGUCCGCCCCGCGGACAAGGUCACCACUGAGCAGCUGGACACACAAGUACGAAAGGGACGAAAGGAUUCGCUCACCGACAACCUGCAACCAUGGAGAGAUUUCGAGAGGCGAACGACGGUUUUGUUGGCAUAUGAGGAGGAGUCAGUGUAUGACCCUGAGCCCGACCCUCUCGCACAGGAUGAGAUUGAGGUGGAGCCAUGGUCAGAUCCAGAUGACCUAGACGCGGAGUCGGAGCAAUCCUCAGACGAUGAUGUUCCGCUUGCACGAAUGUGGCCUCAGACGCGAGAACGGGGACUAGACCCCAUUCGAGGUGAGGACGACGAUGCAGAGGGAGGUGGUGAUGGGGCUGUCGGUGGAGGGGCUGCCUAUAAAACCGCGAUUCAUUGAACGCGGGUUUUCCGUUCAGAAACUGAACGGAAUGCACGCGCGUGCAAUGAACGCGACCGAACGCG
This is a messenger RNA of Chara braunii, 15128 nucleotides long. The record is from the annotation of a GenBank genome assembly. Lineage: Eukaryota; Viridiplantae; Streptophyta; Charophyceae; Charales; Characeae.